AUGCCAGUCCCCUCCACGUUAUCAGGUCCCGGAGUAGAGGUAUUCACCAGGGCAAGCGAACUACCAAGCGAGGUUUGGGAUACCCUCGAAGCCCACGCUGUCAACGCAAACGUCAUCCUCCCUGCUCUCCUAACGUCCCUCGCAGCUGAGAGAAAGGGAGUUGUAAUUCCAAACCAAAGGUGGCUUGUGUUCUACGAACAGGACAACCCCGCUUUGACUGUGGAGUUUGUCUUGUCGUGCACCAACAACGGGCGUAUGGGCACCUACCCUAUAUUCAUCUUCACUACCCACAAAUAUUCCGCCCUUAAUGCAACAUACCUUAUCCCUCGCCUCCAGUUUCUCGCGGAAGUCUUGCACGAGGUCGUGCCCGUGGAGCGGGUGUACUCCGUGUUUGCGCCCGAAAUUAUAGCACAUCUCUUCAUCGACAUUUGGACGAACCUCACGGGUGUCGAGCUUCAUGCGCCAGACCCGUACUACUACGCGGCCAAGAUCAGCUUUUGCAGCCGGCGUACGCUUUCUCGCCGCCAGGCAACACAGAACGCAGCCUAUUCCAUGCGCCCUGCGAGAAUGGAAGAUAUCGAGCAAGUAGGAGAUCUUUGUUUCGAGUUUGGACUGACCUCUCCACCCUUCAUCUUGACAAGAGAUAGAGCGUUCGAAGAGGCUGCUUACCUGAUUAAACAAAACCUCAUCUGGGUCCAUGAAGUUACUCAGGGCAACAAACGCGGAAUCGCCUGCAUCGCCGCCUUUACCAGGAACAGCGCAACGGUGGCCACGAUCACCAAGGUGUUCACGUCUGAGAAAUAUCGUCGAAUGGGUUGCGCUGAACGCCUGGUGCGACGCGUCUGCGAUCAACUCUUGAAGGAAAAAGAGUGGGUGGUGCUUUUCGUUGGUCAUGACAACCCAGCUGCAAAAGUUUAUGCUCGUGUUGGAUUCGCCGGCCUCGGCGAAAAUGAUGGACCCGUUGACGGGGUUGACCCAUGGUUAGAAAUUGGUUUAGACCAGGACGCUGUCCAGAGGGGUCACUGGUAA
Molecule: messenger RNA, 1029 nt
Organism: Laccaria bicolor S238N-H82
Lineage: Eukaryota; Fungi; Basidiomycota; Agaricomycetes; Agaricales; Hydnangiaceae
Exons: 3
Coding region: 1-1029 (342 amino acids)
Molecular function (GO): acyltransferase activity, transferring groups other than amino-acyl groups
Source: RefSeq, a predicted model, not a curated record